Nylanderia fulva is the source of this 891-nucleotide messenger RNA. The record is from RefSeq and is a predicted model, not a curated record. Lineage: Eukaryota; Metazoa; Arthropoda; Insecta; Hymenoptera; Formicidae.
UCAUUAUUAAUGCGGCGCUUUCAUUUAUAUUUGUGGAACGUAGAUGGAACACAUACAAUUUAUACUUUAUAUAUAUGGGGAAUAUUUAUACUUCAUCAGCGGCAUCUACGAAAUGAACGGUUAAAAAAAAAGAAAUCGUAUAGAAGGCCAGAGAAUGUAAAGUUUGCAGUUGGAAUGAUAGUUAAACAUGGUAAAGAGGUGGGUGUGAUCGUCGGAUGGGACAGAUAUGAUAUUGAUAGAAGUGAUACAGACUCUUUAGACGUGAAUCAAUAUACAAUGUUGGUAGAUCAAUUUUUUUGUGAAUUUACAGCAACAAAUAAAUUUGUACAUCAACAAGUAUAUUACAUUAUUCUUACUAAAGAUAAUAGACUUCGUAAAGUAGAAGAAGACGCUAUAACUUUAACAACGCCGAAAUGGAUCGAUAAUAACGAAAUAGGUCGCUAUUUUUGUAAAUUCGAAGGCACGCAUUAUGUGCCAAACGAUAUGUUAGCAAAAAUUUAUCCGUAUAACGCCGCUACAGGACACGAGAUAGAAAUAGCUGAAUCAUUGUUUGAUUAUUGAUUGUUUCUCAGAUUCUUUGUAUUGUAAUUCAUUCCAUUUAUCAUAUAUUUAAUUUUGUGUAUAUUAAUAACAUAAGAUGCCAUAGUUUUUCAAGGCGAGCAGUAUUUUCUAUCAUUCUUAUAUAGACACGUCUUAUGAAAAUCGCGUAUUAUGUUUGCUCUGCUUUGUAACGAAUUGAUUAUCAGCUAAAUCAAAUUGAUUUAUACAAAAUGGGGGUCUAAAUCCAUUUAUGAUAAAAAAUAUAAAAUUGAUGAAAGUUUUCCAUUUAAAAAUGCAAAAUGCUUUUGAGACUUUCAUUUAAAUUAGGAAACAGGAAAUGAACAUUUUUAC